Dovyalis caffra is the source of this 543-nucleotide messenger RNA. Lineage: Eukaryota; Viridiplantae; Streptophyta; Magnoliopsida; Malpighiales; Salicaceae. The record is from the annotation of a GenBank genome assembly.
AUGGAGAAACCGGAUGAUAAACCUCCAUUUGUCAUCUUCUUGCUUCGGUCUGAGAUAGUAGGAUUUGAACUCGAGGUUCUUGCUGAUCCUAGACUCCUAACCCUCACCUUGAAUACUGCACAACUUAACCAGCAAAAUCUUCAAACUCGGAGGAUGUCUAGGCAAACAGCAGAAGUUACAAUGUUGGCUUUUGAGGACGGAAAAAAUCUGAAUGGAACUCUUCUAUCUGCUCUAGGUCGUGUUUUAGUCGUGGUGGACAAGCACCUUGGGAAGAGCCAUGGAAUACAAAGGACAAGGGAACUAGCUGCAGAGCAUGCAAACCUUGCUGCACCAGCUAUUGAUUCUUUACCUGAAACUGAUGAUGAGAAAGUAAGGAGAUCGAGGAAGGCUCUAGUCGAUCUCACUCAAAUCGGAGAUACGAAGCUUUCUUUAUCAGUUCUCUGGCAGGACGUUGCUGUGUUUAGUGAAAAUAUUUUCUACCAUCUGGUAUUCCCUAGACGGACUAAAGAGUUCUUCCUCAAGUGGGGUUUUGAUGUCAAUUAG